This is a messenger RNA of Aspergillus ibericus CBS 121593, 585 nucleotides long. RefSeq lists its product as uncharacterized. The transcript has 2 exons. NCBI's taxonomy places the organism in Eukaryota, Fungi, Ascomycota, Eurotiomycetes, Eurotiales, Aspergillaceae. The record is from RefSeq and is a predicted model, not a curated record. Bases 1 to 585 code for a protein of 194 amino acids.
AUGGCUUCCCUCUCUUUACCCAUCUUGACAAAACAUCCCAGUACCCCCACCAACCAACCAGUGCCAGUACCGGAUACUCCAAACCCACUAGUCAGCAUCAUCUGCACCGAAGAAACCAUACAAUCAGACAUCCUCACACAAAUCCUGACGGAAGCCUACGCCAAAAAUCCCACCGCACCACCUUCCCUCAUCAUCCUCUCCACCAACUCCACAACCACCAUCCAACAACUCACCCCCGACUCCGCCACCCAACCGCCCCUGAAACCAUUCACCUCCCCCUUCCUAGGCAUGACCGAAACCAAGGUAGCGGAAUUCAUCGCCACCGCCUGUGCAGGGAGUGCCAUCAGCAGUAAACUAUUCUAUAUCGCGGAUGAUCGAACCGCCGCGACAGGAACCCUGCAGGCGGUGUUCAUGUACUCGGAUGAUCAUUGGAGUCGGGCGUCGUUUCCGAUGGAGUGGGAGUUCGCGAAUGUGGCGGCUGUUGGGGUGAUGAGGGAUCCGGAACGAGGCGGGGAGAAGCUUCUCUCGGUUAUUUGGAAGGGGAUUUAUCGGGGUAAGCAGGGGGGGGAAGGGUGGGGUCGGUGA